Marmota flaviventris (yellow-bellied marmot) is the source of this 1920-nucleotide messenger RNA. RefSeq names its product linker for activation of T cells family member 2 (gene Lat2). The record is from RefSeq and is a predicted model, not a curated record. Lineage: Eukaryota; Metazoa; Chordata; Mammalia; Rodentia; Sciuridae. Gene Ontology annotation, biological process: B cell receptor signaling pathway; calcium-mediated signaling; B cell activation. Gene Ontology annotation, cellular component: plasma membrane.
CUGUCCGGCGAGCAGCGGAUGUGAGCAUGACUCAGUGGCUGACAGGAAGCCCGUCACCUCGCCUGCUGCCCGCCAGUCUGUGGCGUUGGCGGCAGUUCGGGCAGGUGUGCGGGUGCAUGUGUGGGCACAGAAUGGGGUGGCCGCAGUGAGGCGUCCUGACUCUCAGGUGAGAGGACAUGGACCAGGCCUGACCUGUCCCUCGCCCAGGGCUGAGGGCACUCCACAGUUGUGCCCACCCAGGACAGUCAGCUCUGGUGGCGGAAGGCCAUCUUCCCUGGGAAGGCCUGAGGUACCUGGAGGGCAGCAGCAGAGAUCAGGCGCCGGUGGGUCACCAGGGCGGACAUGAGCACCGGGACCGAGCUGCUGUGGCUGGGGUCCGCGCUGCUGCUGCUGCUGGGGACCGCGGCCGGGCUGUGUGUGCGCUGCUCGCGCCCAGGGCUGAAGAAGGCCGAGAAGAUCUACCAGCAGAGGAGCCUGCAGGAGAACCGGCAGAGCUUUGCAGUGGCGCGCACGUAUUCCUUGGUCAGGCAGCCCUGGCCAGGGCCACCGACGGGCAUGAACCCUGACAUGGCACCUGCAAGGAAUGAUAAGCUGCUGCACUUCUCCAGCCCCUUGGACGAUCCCGUGUCCCCCAGGUACCAGAACUUCAGCAAAGGGGACGGUGGGGACUCGGAUGCAGCCUACAUAGACCCCAUUGCUGCAGACUACUACAACUGGGGGUGCUCUACGAAGUCCCCAGAAGAUGACGACGAUGCCACCUCCUACGAGAACGUCCUCAUCUGCAAGCCCAGAGCCCUGGAGUCAGGUUAUCCCUGUGUCCCUGCGAGCAGCGAGGAGACUGAGGAUUAUCAGAACUCAGCAUCCAUUCAUCAGUGGCGGGAAUCCAGGAGGGCCGUGGAGCAAGGCCCGAUAGCAGGACAUCCCUGUCCAGCAGGAGGCCCAGAGGAGGAUGCCGGGGAGCCCGACUAUGUGAAUGGGGACGUGACCAUGACUGGGGAGGCCUAGGGGAGACAGGAAGGAAGGAGCCCAGGGAGCCCCAGACCACGGACGUGUCUGCUGUCCUUCGAGGGCCACUUUCCAGUGCUGCUCCACUUUUGGGUCCCCGCCAGGGCUACCCCUGGAGAGGACCCACAGAUGCCCCUGAGGACCUGCUGUCCGUGGGGAACAGUUGUAUGUAAAUAGCCAGAGCUGCAGCCCCAGCCCCGUGCCCUCUCCCGACUGGGACCUCCUCGGGGCAGGCCUGCUGCCACCUGGCUCCUGAGUGACAGCGCCAGGGACGCAGGGUGACGGCACCGUAUCUAACACCAUGCAACACUGGCCUCCGUGUCCUUUCUGCUCUGGAUUUGGAUCCCAAGUUGUUUACUCAUGUGGCUUCUGUGACUUGCUGUGACCACAGGUCUGCAGUUAACUCAUCCAGAGGGGACAUACUGACAUUCUGACCGCAGGUGGCUUCUCUCCAGUGAGGGCGCCCCCUCCCCUCUGCCCUUUAGUGGGGCUUCUCUUCGCUCUGGGCUUCUGUUCACUCAGGGGAGAGAUGAAGCCAGUGUGGCGUCCCGCGUGGAGUUCCGUUGACGAGUUGCUCUCUGCUGGGACACAGUGCCUGUGGUGGGGCACAGGGCUGGCACACCCGGGAUCAGAGCUGUGGGGGGGGGGGGUGAGGCAGGAAGCUCUCAAGUUCAAGGCCAGCCUCUGCAACUGUCUCAUUUAAACAAAAAAGGGGAGGGCUUGCAUGGGAGCUGGGAGCCUGGUGGUCAGAAUGGACGCCCUGGAACCCUCCGGAGCCCUCUGCUCCUUGGCUGAGCUGAAGAGCUAAAAAGGGAUCUUCUCACAGGCCACAAAUGCCACCUGUGGAACAAAGUGUGUCCCCUCCACUGAAUCCCCCCAAUAAACCUCUGCGGCUCAGGAGCAGCAGUUCUCCGA